Hibiscus syriacus is the source of this 2513-nucleotide messenger RNA. RefSeq names its product protein IQ-DOMAIN 31-like. The record is from RefSeq and is a predicted model, not a curated record. The transcript has 7 exons. The coding region runs from base 39 to 2270 and encodes 743 amino acids. Lineage: Eukaryota; Viridiplantae; Streptophyta; Magnoliopsida; Malvales; Malvaceae. Gene Ontology annotation, molecular function: protein binding.
CAGAUCUGGUGUUUUCAGUUUCACGUAAUCUUCACCUAAUGGGAAAAUCACCUGGGAAAUGGAUUAAGAUGGUGUUUUCUAGAAAGAAAUCUUCCAAAACCGGUUACCAUAAAGGAAGGGAGAAUGUUGCCAAUGUAAAGAAGGCAUUGGAUGAGAUCAGGGCAUCAGAAACUGAAGUUGCUGUGGCUCCAUCCUUUUCUUCACACCUUAAUCCAUAUGCCAAUGAGAGGGAUGAAAGGGAAUUAGAAGUGGAAAACAAUGAAGCUGCAAAUAUCUCUAAUGAUGACGGGAUAUCAAUGUCGGUGAGUCAAGGCAUAGAUUCUCCAAAUUCCAUUCUCCAAGAUUCGCAACAUGAUCCAGAGAGGCUGAAAGAAAAACUGGCAGCAACCAUUGUUCAAGCUGCUUUUAGGGGUUACCUGGCUUGCCAAGCAUUUGGGUCCCUCAAAGGAAUUAUAAGGCUGCAGGCACUUAUUCGUGGUCACUUGGUUAGAAGACAAGCAAUUACUACUUUGUGCUGUCUAAUGGGAAUUGUCAAGCUACAAGCUCAUGUCCGUGGAGUAAUGGCCAGACAUUUUGAUGGUGGUCUUGAAGUGCAGAAGAAAUGCAAUCAAAUGAACCUUCGGGAGAGCAAGCCUGUGGUUUCUCUUGGAGUGAAUAUGCCUGCACGCAUUGGAAGGUUGUCAGGAAAUGCUUUUGUUCGUAAGCUUGUUGCUUCAUCAUUUCCUGUAAUGCCUUUGUUCCUCCAAGUUGAUGCUGGGGAACCAAAUUCAGUCUGGAACUGGUUAGAGCGCUGGUCAGCAUCUUACUUCUGGAAAUCAGUUCCUCAACCAAAGAAAGCCUCCAUCUCUAAGUUGCAGAGGAAACAGGCUAAUGGUCAUGUUGAAAUUGAUACAGGUCGACCAAAACUGAGUGUUCGCAGGAUUCGUACUGCAAAUCUGGAUGGUACCUCUGAAUUUGGCAAGCCCAAGCAUAACCUGAGGAAACUUUCCAGCCAUCCCGCUGAGUUGUUAGUGCAGGAAAACCCGCAAAACGAGCUUGAAAAGGUUAAACGCAACUUGAGAAAAGUUCAUAAUCCUGUAGUAGAAAAGUCAGUGCAGUCGGAGGUUGAAUUUGAAAAGUCAAACCCAAGUUCGGAGGAGGUCUCAAGCGCUUCUAAUAUAGAUACCGUGGAACAGAGCCAGAAUAGUUUGGCUGAGAAGACAAAUAAAGAGAUGGCCUUGAUGGUAAAUGGUUCAGCUGAAAAGAUGAAGAAUGAGAUGCCUGUGACAGUAACUAGCUCAACUGAGGAGAUGACUUCAAGAAAUAGCUCAGCUGAGAAGAUGGACAAUGAGAGAGCCUUGAAAAUAAAUAACUCAACUGAAAAGAUGAAAAAAGAGACGGCCAUUACAGUAAAUGGUUCAGCUGAGAAGACGAGACAAGAACCAGCUACAGCAAAUGGCUCAACUGAGAAGAUGAAGAAAGAGACAAUCUUGACAGUAAAUAGCUCGGGUGAGAACGUGAAGAAAGAGGCAGUCUUGACAAUAAAUAACUCAGCUGAGAAGGUGAAAAAUGAAAUGGCCAUGAAAGUAAAUAGCUCAGCUAAGAAGAAGAGACAAGAGACAGAUUCAGUAAACAGCUCAGCUGAGAAGGUGAAGGAAGAGACGGCCUCGACAGUAAAAAGCUCAGCUGAGAAGGUAAAGAAAGAGAUUGCUGUGAAAGUGAAUGGCUCAGAUGAGAAGAUGAAAAGAGGGACGACCAUGGCAGUUUCAAAAUCACUCGACACUGAAUCUGUGUCGGGGCCAUUUGUGAUGAAUGAGACAUUAAAUAUAUUUCAUGCAGAUCCCACUAUUGUUGAUUCAAAACCUUCGACAGAUAGAACUGUGAAGGACAAUAAAACUUCCAUAGCAAAUGUGGAGCUGAAAAAGAAGGAUGAGUUAAUGAACAAUGAAAAUCAGAAAUCUGGCAGGAAAGCUUCUAAUUCUGCAAAACAAGAUCCUACUGAAAAUGGACCUCAAAUCAGUCCUCCAUUGCCAAGCUACAUGGCAGUAACUGAAUCUGCUAAGGCUAAGCUGAGACUGCAACACUCUCCUCGAUCCGCCCAGGAUGGAGAUGACAAAAUUAACCUCACUCGUCGCCAGUCUUUGCCAUUAUCAGCUCACUGUAAAAGCAGGUCACAGUCACCAAGGGGACAGAGACUGGUUCAUGCAGGAAAAGAAGGGAUCAAAAAUGACAGACCAUUGUCAUCCAGAGACAGAAAUGCAAAGGUGACUCAAGUCGGGUGGAGGAGAUGAUCUCAAUAAUAGGUCCAAAAUUCAUAUGUUUUCUGGUGUAUAAAAAUUAUUAAAAUAUGCUACGAAAUCUAAACAGGGUCAAUAAUAGGUGUGCAUAGGAUACAGGCCGUGUGCCUCUGAAAGGUUCCGUAUUCUCUCGGUGUCUGUGAGAGGAGUGUAAAUCGAUAGGGUUUUGAACUUUCAACAUGGCCACAAAAAUAAUCAUCUUUGUCGUGAAAUUUUCAUUUCGUUUGUUUGUACUAA